Toxotes jaculatrix (banded archerfish) is the source of this 3472-nucleotide messenger RNA. RefSeq names its product transmembrane protein 38B (gene tmem38b). The coding region runs from base 330 to 1298 and encodes 322 amino acids. The record is from RefSeq and is a predicted model, not a curated record. Gene Ontology annotation, cellular component: membrane. NCBI's taxonomy places the organism in Eukaryota, Metazoa, Chordata, Actinopteri, Toxotidae. The transcript has 6 exons. Gene Ontology annotation, molecular function: potassium channel activity; identical protein binding. Gene Ontology annotation, biological process: potassium ion transmembrane transport.
GACGGAGCAGGAAUUCCGCCUAUGCGCUGGUGACAGCCUCGUUGAUGGGCUAACACCGAUGAUGACCAUCCCCUGGCCGUACAGAUCUGUUGCCCAGCGACGAGCGGCGAUCCCCGAAGUCAACUAGCCAGCUGCGAGCAGCUUGGCCGCAGUGCAUCCCCAAGACACACAGCUGUUUUCGGCGUGAGUCAGACUUGACAGACGGUGGAAGAAGCCAAGUGUUUGCCCUGAUGCUCAGAGUUGGACCGGUGCCUUUUCUCCACGGGAACCCCUCUCUGGGAUUAACUAGAAGAGCCAACUGAACGCAGAAGAGUUUUAGAAAUAACAUUAUGGAUUUGUUCGGGUUGCUGCACUUGGACGAACUGUCCCACGGGCUGGCAAACUUGUCCAUGUUUCCAUACUUUGACAUGGCGCACUACAUGGUGUCAGUCAUGGCUCUGAGGGAGCAGCCAGGAGCUCUCGAGGUUUCCAGAGUCAGCCCCUUAGCCUGCUGGUUCAGCUCCAUGCUCUUCUGUUUUGGCGGCGCUGUGCUGUCUGGGAUCAUGCUGGCCGAGCCACCUGUAGCACCUUUGACCAACGGCACGAGCAUUCUGCUUGCUUCAGUCAUCUGGUACUUAGUGUUUUACUGCCCCAUGGACCUGGUGUACUGUUGUGCUGCCCUGCUGCCUCUCAGGCUGGUGCUGUCAGGGAUGAAGGAAGUGACAAGGACAUGGAAGGUGCUUGGAGGGGUCACCCAGGCUCAUAGCAAAUACAAGGAUAGCCUGCUGGUCAUGAUUGCCAUUGGGUGGGCUAAAGGUGCUGGAGGUGGUCUGAUAAGUAAUUUUGAGCAGCUUGUUCGAGGUGUGUGGAAACCGGAGACUAAUGAGCUGCUCAAAAUGUCUUACCCAACCAAGAUCACCCUGAUAGGGGCCGUGCUGUUUGCUCUGCAGCAGACACACUACCUGCCUCUGCAGAAGCACCACCUGAUGCUCAUCUACACCAUCUUUACCGUCGUUAACAAGUCAAGGAUGAUGCUGACAGGCUCCUCCGCCUCACCAUUUGCUGCCGUCGAGUCAGCCAUCUACAAGACCCUCUUCGCCGGCUACUCCCCUUAUGCCGCCCUCACUGACGAGGUAAAGAAAACAUGUAUUGAUAAUGGCACAACAAACACCUCCACCGCCACAACCAAAGAGUCCAGAGAGAACGGAGCAACAGGGAAACACACCCCAGUUUCUCCUGUCAAGGGACAAUGUGAAUCGCUCAAAGCCAAAGAGGAGUCAGAGAGUACAGAGACAACAAACUGCAAAAAGACCAACUAGUCAGCCUCUAUAAGCCCCAUAGCGCCUUUUCACCUCUAAGCUGGGUUGUGGAGUCAUUUCUGAUUCAGAUUUGCCUUAUCAGGACUUAAACUUUCUUUUCUAUUUUCUUUUAUCAAGAAGCAUGUUUUUGUCCUGCUGGCUAAAACAUUUUUUUUUAUUCCAUUAUUUCCAUUUAUUUAAUUUCUUUCGCAUUUCUCAGAAUUCAAUUUAAAUCCUUCUGCUGAAAUAGAAUUUCAAUAAGAGCUGACUCCAGCCAACCCUGCACCUUAUUCUGGGAUAAUUACCCCAUCCUUAAAGUACUGUAAUAUUUAUACUGUUGGAUGUGAACAUCAUAUUAUCCUUGGACUGAUUGCACACUUGCAGUACAAUGUGUAGCUUAAUUAUUAUAUAUAUUACUAUAUAUUUAUAAUGAGAACAAACUUGAUAAUUUUAUCUCCGGGUUUUGGGAACAGUGCUGUGCACCUGCUGAUCUAUGAAUGUCUAUAUCUUUGUCUUUCUUUCUUUCUGUUUCCUUCUGUAUAUAUUCUGCUUCAUGUAAAUGAUAUAUUUCCUAAUCUGAUAUAGUAAUGGAUUUUUCUAAAACAGAGAUUAUAUUCUGUGACACUCAGACAUUUUAUUCUAUUUAUACUAAAUAAUUCCACUCUUGAAUGUAUAACGUUUCAAAAUGGAAGACAACUUUUUUAUUGUGUUGUGUUUCUUUGGUGAAUGCUUUGAAUUACAACUGAAAGCAUGUGAAUGAACAGAUUUAAAUACACUAUAAAAUGUGUUCUUGUGAUACUUAGCCUCCAGAUUUAUCAGACAGAUUUGUACAGUUCAACCCAAACAGCUGGGUACAACUCAACUACUUAAAAAAAAGAUCAGCAGUUACAUUAAAAAAAUUCUGUGCCCCUGAAAUAAAUCUACACAUUAAUACAGAAUCAAACAUCAUGUAGCUCAUGUAGCUCUCAGCACGUGUUCAUGGUAUCAUGUGUCGAAGAAUAAUUGAUAACUGUAUUAGCUGCUUUUAAGCUGAUAUAGCAGCACAGCGCCCAGAAGUAAGGUUACUUCUCUAUAGGCCAAAAGAUUGCAUCAGUGUAACAUCAGCACCUGAUUGAUACCUCACCCUCUUUAAAAAGCUGCUGGAGAGAGAUCCCCCAAAUCCCCACCAAUUCUCAUCUGUGUAACCUCAGACAGCGAAGAAGCCCCCAGUGAAUACAAAUUAAGAAUGUGAGGGGGGGGGGCUUCGAGGAGAAAAGAGAAGAUGUUCAAAGACGAUCAAAAGAUACUGGUUGAGAUGAUGUACCUGCCUUUAAUACGUCUAAGUCCAUAGAUUUCAGAUGUACGCAUGUCAAUUGCAGGCUUGUGUGCUCGAAGUGUUUGCUGCAGAACCGCUUUGUGUUUGCGUGUGUGUGUUGAUAUUACUGUCUCUGAUGUUGAACUGUGUGACCUGGGAAACUGAAAGACACAUUAAUAAGCCACUGUUUUCCUCGCGCUGCCUCCUAUGACAAGAAGGCAGGUGACAUGACGACAACUCAGAGCCUGAAAGUUCCCAGACAAUUCUCUUAAUGAGGUCCGGACCUGUGUGACCCCCGCUACAAUUACUCACUGAGCUGAGCACAGCCCCUCCACUGUCGAGCCCCCGCUCCUUCCACCUUGGCCCCUCACUCCCUGUGCUUCACCUGCCCUACAGCUCUUCUCCACAGCCUCUUUUUAUCCCUCAGACUUCUGCCUGUUUUCCAGUUGUCAGGUGCAGAAAAUUAAUCCUUAAAUGUGUGCACACAGACUGACUUUCACACACACACACAGAUGUAGAUUAUACACACAAUGCAUGCACACUUUCCUAUACACAUGACUUUGAACCCAUGGUGGCUUCUUGAGUAGAGGGCAUGGAUAUAGCAAGGAUUUGGCAAAAUGGCUCAGGAAUAUCCGAUUUUCCUCUCUUCAAGCCCAUGACACACACACACAAACACAAAAACACACACUCACAACUUCUGCAUAUAGACACAAUGCAAAGAUGUUGAAUGCACACACAUUGUCAUACACAUGACUUUGACCCCACAGUGACGAGGUCAGGUACAUACUAAGAUGAUGGCGUACUACCCACAGAUUUUUUCAGUCCACAGGGUUUUAUGUGGCUUCAUUACAUGGCCUGAACCUUUAGUUCCAGCUUGAAAACACACACAGUAAAUUUCAAA